Molecule: messenger RNA, 1759 nt
Organism: Osmia bicornis bicornis
Lineage: Eukaryota; Metazoa; Arthropoda; Insecta; Hymenoptera; Megachilidae
Gene: Ets97D
Product: DNA-binding protein Ets97D
Exons: 6
Coding region: 262-1578 (438 amino acids)
Biological process (GO): regulation of transcription by RNA polymerase II; cell differentiation
Cellular component (GO): nucleus
Molecular function (GO): DNA-binding transcription factor activity, RNA polymerase II-specific; sequence-specific DNA binding
Source: RefSeq, a predicted model, not a curated record
UCCUGGACUUUUAACUUGCAUUUUCGAAUGUUUCAAGUCAAAAACUACAAGACUACAUAUUUUGGAACCGUUAAUUUUUGAUCCCCUAAAACGAAGUUUGACCGAAGCUGAUGCAUCUAUGCAAUUUGUAGCCCAUGGUAAUGCAUUUAUGGUAAUACAAGAUGUCCGUGAAGUUUUAGAAAACGAGAGCUUUAUUAUUUUGUAAAGGUUAAAGUUCAUUCAGGUCUACUUUGUAAGCUUUGACAGCUUCGAUUAGUGCUGAUGGAUCUUGGAAACGGACGGAAAAAUUGCGAGAAGAGUUUUGACACGGAUGAUGAUUCUGAUUAUGCAAUCAUAAAACGCAUUAAAAUGGAGCCAGAGGCCAUAUUAUCGCAAGAAGACGACAUAAUGGCUCAACUGCAACAAGAAAGUUCCGAUUUGGAAGUAGAACCAAGCUUUGCUUUAGAGGGCGCAGUAAAUGGAGACGACUGCAACGAAGGUGUACUAAUGCAGCAUAUGGACAUAAGAGAACCUCUGUCCACUUUAAGAAAUUUAUUAGAACAAAGAUUAGGAGUUGAAUUAACAGACUACUCAUUUUGGCUGCAAGAUGCUCAAAUGCUAGAGAGUCACAAAAACUUGGUGGACCAAUGCGUUCAAGGAGAAGGACUAGUUCAAGUAAAUGUUCAAAUAAAAGCUAAUCAAAGACGUAUUAAUAUAGUAGAUGUCUUGAAACCUGCCGAAGAUUACAUAGAAUUAGCAGAGAACAGCACAUCCGUUCCAAUUAAUGAAGACAGCAAACGAAACAUAAUUAGAUGGAUGGUUGAUCCACAGUACAAGAAAGAACAGGAACGGUUAAAAAUUCCAGCCGAUCCGAAAGAAUGGACACAGACGCACGUGAAGCAUUGGCUUCAGUGGGCAGUGAGACAGUUCAAUUUAGCAUCGGUGAAAUUAGCUGAUUGGAACAUAACUGGUCAACAGUUAUGCAAUCUUACGCUUGAGGAGUUCCAGGCGAAAGUGCCACUUGAUCCAGGGGAAGUGUUUUGGACUCAUUUAGAGCUACUUCGAAAGUGUAAAUUUGUUGCCGUUGUACAAAAGGACCCUCCAGCAUCACCUACAGAAAAUAACGUUGAGAAGUCAAUCAAAGUUCGAAACCAGAAGACUCCAAAAUCCCGACCGGUGGUGAAUCAACAGGCUCGAGUGGUCAGUGUUCCUUUUGAGAACAUCGAAUCCACGCCAAUUACGAUAGCAACCUCUAGCCGUUCGGUCAACAGUGGUCAGAUACAAUUAUGGCAAUUUUUGUUGGAGCUAUUAACCGACCGGGAGCACAGAGGUGCUAUACAAUGGGUGGGGACCGAAGGAGAGUUCAAGUUGAAUCAACCAGAAGCGGUGGCACAACUUUGGGGUGCGCGUAAAAACAAACCGUCGAUGAAUUAUGAAAAAUUGAGCCGCGCCUUACGCUAUUAUUACGACGGAGAUAUGAUUUCUAAGGUUCACGGGAAACGAUUUGUGUACAAAUUUGUAUGCGACUUGAAGCAAGUUCUCGGUUACUCGGCCGCUGAGCUUAGUCGGUUAGUGGAAGAAGGUAGAAGAUAUUUCUGAUGGAACACUAUUUUUCUACGCUCACAACGAUCUUUAUCAUCCUACUUCCAGAAUAUUUUGCACCAAUCAUUGUACAUAUUCAGUGAAAAAUAUACAAUAUUGUUUAUAUAAGAAGAAAAAAAUAUUAAUUGUUACUCAGACAAUCGGGCAUAUAAUACUGAAAUAUAAAGAUUAAUAUAAA